Molecule: messenger RNA, 885 nt
Organism: Penaeus indicus
Lineage: Eukaryota; Metazoa; Arthropoda; Malacostraca; Decapoda; Penaeidae
Product: ammonium transporter Rh type C-like
Exons: 4
Cellular component (GO): plasma membrane
Source: RefSeq, a predicted model, not a curated record
GUUUCAAUUUUUUUUACACAAAUAAUCUGAAAUUCUAAAACUGCGAAGACGUCUUUGCCAUCCUCGGUUUGGGAAAAAAACCCGGAGACCUGACUGCGAAGGGCCACAGCCUCCUCUUCCAGUGUCCUCCCCCUUGCGAUGAUGAGCCACGCUCCGGCCGAGAGCCCCGGGCGCCUUCGGGAGGAGCGCCACGCCCCUGGCAUGCACCUACGGGGCCUCAGCGUCUCCAUCUCCCGGGGACACCGCCCUGCCUUGGGCUUCUCUCGGCUCCACGCUGCCGGUGGUUCUCCCGACGCAGAGGCGGGUGCCCGGGGCAGCGGCGCUCCUGACGGCGAGGAGCAGCCCCGGGGGGAGGAGGUCUCCGCCAAGCCCAUCUGGUGGCUCACCAGAACCACGUCCGCCAUGCUGCUCGCACAGGGCGUCCUCGUCAUGCUCUUCACGGCCUACGUCAGGUACCACCCACUGGCCGACGCCGCCUACCCAGGGAACAACCACCACCCGAUUUUGGGCGGAAGCAAGCAGGAUGAGAAUCCCGCCCACUCUCUCUUCAGCCACGUCCUCCACGGCCACCUCGUCCUCCUCGCCGGCGUGGGCCUCCGGCUGGUGUUCCUGCAGGAGGCCUCCUACGGGAGCCUGGGCGUCGCUGUCCUCCUGGCGGGGGCGACCGUGCAGUGGGCCAUCCUCUGCCAGGGAUUCAUGGCCGGCGAGGACUAUGUUUACCUGGAUAUUAGGAGCCUCCUAGCAGCUGAGUCCAGUGGGCUGUCCGCGUGCGUGAGCCUGAGCGCGCUAGUGGGCGUGGUCUCCCCUCUCCAGAUGCUCCUCCUCUCGCUUGUCCACGCCCCCCUCCACGCGGCCAAUCAGAAGCUGAGUGAACAAGUGCUGAAG